AUGCGAGCCCAGGGCCGUGGCGCCCGCAUGGUGGUGGCACGGGCGUCCAUGCAGGCACCCACUACCGACGACACAGUCCCUGAGGGCCACAAGGGCCUGCACGCGACGUUGUACGAGGCGGGGGAUUCUGCAGCAGCGCAUGCGGACGCUGUCUACCGCCCCGUUGAGGGCGAGGACGACGGCGGCGCGGUGAUGCCGGCUGAGGAGUAUGCACAGGCGCGUGAUGGCUCCAAGCCUCCGGGUGUGUUUGCGCUGUACGACCAGGACCGCGUGCUGCAGUACGUCGGGUUCAGCCGCAACAUUGUGCUGUCCAUCCGAACUCUGCGGGCGCGCAUGGGAGCAGACCGCGUGGCCUUCGUGCGUGCCCUGGUGGUGGCCAACCAGUGGCGGCCCACACAAGCGGCCACGUGA
Molecule: messenger RNA, 411 nt
Organism: Monoraphidium neglectum
Lineage: Eukaryota; Viridiplantae; Chlorophyta; Chlorophyceae; Sphaeropleales; Selenastraceae
Product: iron-sulfur cluster assembly protein
Exons: 4
Coding region: 1-411 (136 amino acids)
Source: RefSeq, a predicted model, not a curated record